UCGGUUGUGCGAACGUAAAUUAUCUUUACAGUAUGGCGUAUCGAUAUUCAAAUGUCGAGUACACGGAAAUGGUGCGAAUGCUUGCUAGGUGUGAUGACAAUGUUUCGAAAGCCUGUCGCCAAUACGCCAUACGAUUCCCAAACAUCCCUACACCUCGCUGUGUAACAAUGCUAGCCGCCACACAGCGGUUACGAGAUUACGGGGAAUUCCGGCAUGCCAUCAGGGAUAGUGGUCGUCCACCGAGGCACACAUCUGGAAUCAACCUGGCUAUGUCUCAUUCUCUGGGAUUGCUAUUAAUGAUGCCAAAAAUGAUGUGUGGGGAAGUAGCGCUGUGCAGAAUUUGUGAAGAAUUUUACUCUGAAAUAGCAAGAGCAAAAACGAACAUUAUUUGGCAAUCGUCUCAUGACAAGAUCUCAAAACGAAAAUGGAAGAACAUCCUACGGCUUUUGGACACGAAUUUCCAAAAUAUGUCUGCAUCUGGAAUAUUUCCUAUUAACGCUUCGUUAAUAGUUCAGUUCUUUAAAACUAUUACUACAUACACUAUUAUAGUAUUACAGUUUAGGUUCCUUUAAAUCUUAGAUGUCGUAGAGUCCUUUAUUUCGUUUUUAUUGUUAUGGCAUCGAGACCGAUUGUCACACAGCCGAGAAGGUCAUAAUUAUGUAUAUACUGCAU
Molecule: messenger RNA, 672 nt
Organism: Helicoverpa zea (corn earworm)
Lineage: Eukaryota; Metazoa; Arthropoda; Insecta; Lepidoptera; Noctuidae
Exons: 3
Coding region: 33-572 (179 amino acids)
Source: RefSeq, a predicted model, not a curated record